Populus nigra (black poplar) is the source of this 3019-nucleotide messenger RNA. RefSeq lists its product as uncharacterized. Lineage: Eukaryota; Viridiplantae; Streptophyta; Magnoliopsida; Malpighiales; Salicaceae. The record is from RefSeq and is a predicted model, not a curated record. The transcript is spliced from 9 exons. Bases 980 to 2644 code for a protein of 554 amino acids.
ACAAUGCCUAAAGUAAAUUCUCUCUCUGUCUCUCUCACAUUCGCUUCUUGCAAUCUCAAUAACUCCUCUUUUCUUUCUCCACUUUAAUAAAAAAACUCACUUUUUGAAACUUUUUGAAACUCAUUGUCUCUUUUUCACGAGCUCUCUCUGCACUUGGUAAAAAAGAAAAAAAAGUUAGGGUUUCUCUUGUCUUUCUUCACCACCAAAGCCAAACGAUCAUUAUCUUCUCUUCCGAAUCUCUCUUUUAAAGAAACCCAUUCUAGUAUUUCUUGCAAUAAUCCCAGUUUUGUGGUCUUUUGUUCAGUUUUAGCCCUCUAUUAUGUAAACCCCACCAAACCCAACUGUGCCCGGUUGUUGUUUCUUCUUCUUCUGGUUAAAGUUUGAAUCUUUCUUGUUAUUUUCUGAGUUUUUGGGAUCUAAAUGGUGUUUUUAUGACACCCUAAUACAGUUACUGUUAGUUCCUGACUUCUUUCUCUUUUGGGUCUUUCUUUUCUUUUCUUUUUUGGCCUUGUGUUCUGUCUUGAGAGAGAGGUCAUUGAUAAAGACAUUAGUGUCAAAAAUAAAAAAGGAGAAUAAUUUGGGUUGAUCUUGCUUUUUUGAAAACGUACAUGUGAAGCAAAAUUUAGUGUUGAACUUGAUGGAUUUUACUGUUUUUUUCAUGAGUGUCUUUCUCCUUUUUCAUCUCCCACUACUAGAAUAGGAACCUUCACUUCACUUGUUUCUCUUUGCAACCUCGAGAAACCUGUGAAAUCUCUCCGAUCAAGGUUGCUUUAUGGUAGUUUUGGUAGAUCAAGCCUCUCUCACUAUGGAUAGCAUUCAUGUUUUAGUUUCACAUUGUGUGAGAGAUAGAGGAUUUUGGGGUAACAUCCAUGGAGAUAUGAAUAGAUUGUAGUAUAUGAAGAUCUAGAUGCUUAUGUAAGUUGUAGGUUGUGUUUAUUUAUGUGUUUGUGGAGUUAGUUAUAUAGUUAGAAAUUUGAUAAUGGAGGAUAUUGGGCUGGUUAAGCAAGGGUGGAAAUGGUUGCAAACGCAGAAACAUGUCUAUUCACGGGUGAAAACUGCAGUGGAGUGUUUGAGGGACAAGAUCGGAGUGUUUAUUGAGAGGCAUUGGCCUAUGGUGUGCAGUGGAUGUGCAAGAUUUGGGAGGUUGAUGCGUUUUAUGUUGAUUUAUUGGAAAGAUUGCGCUACGAGGGGUUUUAAUUCUGUUAUCAAACUGGGUUCGGCAGCUUUGCUUCUUAUAAUGUGGAGUUGCUUCCUUAGUCUCACUUCAAUGUCUUGCUUGCUUUAUGUACUACUUUGUAUGGGAGCUGCAGGAGCUGCUGUUCAGUAUUUGGGCUACACUCCUGGACUUUUUAUUGUAGGGCUAUUUGCUAUUUUAAUUUUAUGGAUGUAUGCUAACUUUUGGAUAACUGGAACAUUAUUUAUAGUUGGAGGCUAUUUGUUCUCUCUAAAUCAUGCACGGCUAGUGGUCUUAAUGGCAACUAUAUAUGCUAUUUAUUGUGUGAAAGUUCGAGUUGGAUGGCAUGGUGUUUUCCUAUCAAUAAACCUCACCUUUUUCUCAAAUGAUGUGUUAAACUUUCUACUUCAAUGGUGUGAUAAUGUUAGUGAAAGCACCCAAUUUGAAGAGCAUAAGGAAUCUGAAACAGUUCUGGAAGAUGAGUUCUCUGUGGAGUGUGAAUUCUCGAUUCCUGUUGAUGAAUCUGAAAAGGUGCAACCAUGCAAAUCAUCUAGCCCAGCUGCUAGCUCAUCUGUUGUGAAUAACCAAAGAGAGUCUUCCACUAGAAAAGUAGUUGUAGAAGAAACAAGCUCAACCAAUGAGAUGAAAAGAAUAUUAGAUAGUGUGGAUCAUUAUGAAGCAUUGGGAUUUUCUCGCCACAAGCGAAUUGAUGUUGCUAUUUUGAAAAAGGAAUACCAUAAAAAGGCCAUGCGUGUCCAUCCUGAUAAAAAUAUGGGAAGCCCUUUAGCAAGUGAAUCAUUUAAGAAACUUCAAUGUGCUUAUGAGGUUCUGUCAGAUUCUGUGAAGAAGAGAGACUAUGAUGAGCAACUGAGAAGGGAAGAAUCUAAGACUAGGAGCGUAUGUCAGAAGUCCCAUGGUACUUCAUGUCAGGAUAAUCCAGAUUACUGCUCUGAGGAAUCCAGGCGGAUACAGUGCACCAAAUGUGGCAUUUCACAUAUAUGGGUGUGCACUAAUAGGACCAAGGCCAAGGCAAGAUGGUGUCAGGAUUGCUGCCAAUAUCAUCAAGCCAAAGAUGGAGAUGGAUGGGUUGAAUAUAAAGGCACAUUGGUCUUCGAUAGGCCUCAAAAGAUGGAGAUUCCGCGUGCAUUUGUUUGUGCUGAGAGCAAAAUCUUUGAUGUGUCAGAAUGGGCCAUUUGUCAGGGAAUGCAAUGUCGGCCCAACACCCAUAGGCCAAGCUUCCAUGUAAACAUGGUUGGCUUGGAGAAGACUCAACGGUCCAACUCGAGCAGAUAUCCAUGGGACUUGGAUGCUGAAAUGAUGGAUGAGGAUGAAGAAGAAUUCGAGCUGUGGCUUCAGCAGGCCCUGGCAUCUGGCCUUUUUUGUGAGACCUCCAAACGUAGAAAGAGUUGGAGUCCUUUUAAGCUGCCUCAAAAGAAAGGGAAGAAGCAAUGGCGAAGGACAUCAACUUGAAUAAAUUCCCAUCACAAGCAAAAAAUGGAACCGCAUUUUCUUGCCGUUGUUGUGGGGUGAUUGGUUUGGAUCAAGAUCACCUGUUUCAAGUUAAGGAAUGUGAUUUGGUGAUUUGAGAAUCCAGGAAAAAAAAAAAGACAUGGGUUUUGCCUGAGUUUUGGAGCAAUUUUCAACCUUGUAACUGGCAGUUACCCUCCUUGCAUCAUUUGACUUUUCAUUCAAUGUCUGAAUACCCCACCCCCAAGGAAGAAAAAAAUUAAUAUACAUUUUACACAAGCAGCACAUAAUGUUAGCCUUGGUGAAAUGACUUUCAAUCUUUUGUACAUAUUUUUUUUUCUUUUCAAUAAAUAUCUCAUUUACUUGAGGUUCUCUUUA